UUCGGUGUACUUUCGUUUUCGCCUCAAAGUGAAAGUAACCCGUCGGCUCGUGGGCUCGAGACGUGUUCGCUUCAUCGAUGAGCGGCGACAUUUAGGACAGUCACGUGACAUCUGAGCGCACCUGCUGCUGAGCCUGACCCUCCAGAGAUGGCGCGACGCGACCACCGCAACGACAGCUCCCAGAUCAGAGGGGUGCUGCAGGGUGAAGGCCGGCCCCUCCCCUCCCCCUCCCCCUCCCCACGCUCCAGCCCAGCGGCCGUGAGGAGGAGGACUGGCGAGGAGCUGAGGGGGGACGUCCCUCCGUCGGGCCGUACUGUACUGGCCGAUCUGAAGCACCUCCCCCGUAGCGAGAAGAGGCGGGGCCGCCUGACCUUCAGCAAGACAGACGCCGUCCUCGUAAAUGUGAGACUCGUCGACUUGACCUUUUGGUCAGGAGCCAGAAGGUCACCUGAUCAAUGGGAGGGUCAGAGAGUGGAGCAAGCAGAGGCUGUUAUGAUCAUCUUUGAUCCCCGAUGAGUAAAACGCUUUGUUCUCAGGUGGAUGUUUUCAACCGCGAAGGACGACUUGUGGCUCAGCAGGGGGCCGACAUGUGGAACAGCAGCGUUGUGAAGAUGCCGUGUUCCCCGUGGAGCUCCAUGGUGAAGCCUGGAGGUGCAUUCAAGGCCGCGGCCCCGGCGAGGAGGUGGGAGGUGAUCUCCAAGCAGCUCGGCGCUCUGGCCAGGAAGACGGCGGCGAGCGCCGAGGACGUCGAGGGCGCCGUCAUGAAAUACAACCCCAAAUAUAAAGACCAGUGGUCCUUUGAUGCCCUCUGCAGAUUUGUGAAGAUCGUCCCGGAGACGGAAAAUUAUUUCCCCAAAUUGUUUCCAAAGAUGGCGGCGUUGGCUUUGCGUCUUCCCGACUACGUGAAGAAGAGCGUCCCGCUGCUCCGGAGGGGCGAAGCUGCCUCCGUCACCCUGUCCCAAGUGCAGAUAUCCUGCCUCCUCGCCAACGCCUUCUUCUGCACCUUCCCCCACCGCAACACCACCAGCUCCACCGCCGAGUACCACCGCUACCCCUCCAUCAACUUCACUAGCCUGCUGGGUCAGUGGUCCGAGCGGAAGAAGGAGAAGCUGAGGGCCGUCCUGCAUUACUUCCACGUGAUGACGGAGGAGAAAACUAAAUCUGAAGGACUGGUGACGUUUGAAAGGCGCUGUGUCAGAGACUCCGAUUUGGUCAACUGGGGGAGCUGUAAAGAGAAGAUGAAUAAACUUUACGUCUCGUCACACGGAACCAUUGAGACCGAAGGCACUGGUUUGCUCCAGGUGGACUUUGCCUCCAGCUGGAUCGGUGGAGGUGUUCUGGGUUCUGGUCUGGUGCAGGAGGAGAUCCUGUUCCUCAUGAACCCGGAGCUGAUCGUGUCUCGCCUCUUCACUGAGAAGCUGGCGGACAACGAGUGUCUGAUCGUCACAGGCUCUCAGCAGUUCAGCUCCUACUCGGGUUUCGGGGACAGCUUCGAGUGGGCCGGCCCUCACGAAGACGUCCUGCGCAGAGACAAGUGGGCUCGGCUGCAGAGGCAGAUCGUAGCCAUCGACGCGGUGCACUUUAAACAGAGGAGGGAUCAAUACAACAUGAUCAGCGUGAGGCGGGAACUCAACAAGGCGUUCUGCGGAUUCAAGCGUCGCGACCACGACGAGCCGGACAUCGCCACGGGCAAGUGGGGCUGCGGCGCCUUCAACGGAGACCCUCAGCUCAAAGCCACGAUCCAGCUGAUGGCGGCGGCGGCGGCCGGCAGGGGUUUGGCCUUCUUCACCUUCAGGGACGAGGAGCUGGAGCUGGGCCUGCGGAGGACGCACCACCUGCUGGUGGAGGAGGGGGUGACAGUCGAGAAGCUGUUCAGACUCCUGGAGGACUUCUGCGCCGCUCAGCAGGCGUCGGGCGGCUCCCACGUGGACCUGUUCCACUUCAUCUGGACCAGCAUCGGGCCCUCCAGGAGUCAGCUGUGAGGAGGGACGCAGGCGUUGCACUAAAAUCCAACACGAAUGUUUUUUAUACAGUGAUGAAGAAUUGCGAUUUGGUUUUUGUUGGUGGUAAAGGUAUUUUUUGGCGUUUGCACAUUACUUUGUUUAAUAAUUUUACCAGCGUUGAAAGGUUUAUUUUUAUAAUUCUUUGUGUCUUUGUGAUUUCUCCUAACUGGCCAAGUUCUCCUCUGAAUAAACUCCUCAGUACUUAGAA
This is a messenger RNA of Gasterosteus aculeatus aculeatus (three-spined stickleback), 2211 nucleotides long. The record is from RefSeq and is a predicted model, not a curated record. NCBI's taxonomy places the organism in Eukaryota, Metazoa, Chordata, Actinopteri, Perciformes, Gasterosteidae.